UUGAACGGCUUCUGCAAUUUGGAAUAAUUGUGAAUUAUGAUAUUUUCUUUUACAUAAUUAAUGUAAUUUUUAUUCAUAUUCCUUCUUAUUGAUUUUUUACUUAUUUUCUUUGUUUUACAUGUAGUGCGUUUAAAAGUAUAUGUGCGAGAGUAAUGUCUAGCUUUUGCCAUUUGUUUUGUGAAGAAAGACAAUAUUCUUUUAUUUGAUAUGGAAGAAGUGAGGCAAUUGGUGCAGGAGGAAGGUCGGGAAGCCAGGAAUUUGGUGGCAUUUCAUGUCGCCGUGGAUUCCCCAGCCUCCAAAGUAGCCCGCAAGCCGCCCCGCACGUUACCACCCGCACCUCGUCCCGCUCCGCGCGCGUCCCGCCUUCGCUCCGCGUCCGCGGGACGCGAUAAGCGAAGCGAGUUGCGUGCGAGAUACUGGGCGUUGCUGUUUGGCGAUUUGCAGCGGGCGAUUGGAGAAAUAUACAACACCGUUGAAGCCAACGAGAAUCUAAAUGAGUGCCAAGAAGUGAUCCUAGUUUUGGAGAACUACACACGCGAUUUCAAAGCUUUAGCGGAAUGGUUUCGACUCAAAUGGGAGUACGACAACACGCCCCCACCGCAGAGACCGCAAAGCUUAGCGUGGGAGAUACGGAAGACUGAUUUUGUUAAACCAGAGCCGAAACGAACUUACUCGGUUAAGAGUUCACCAACCGUGUCAGGCAAAAACAGCCCUUGUCUCUCUGGACAUAACACACCAAGCGGCAAAAACAGCCCAAAUCUAACGGGAAAAGCGAGCCCCGGGAGUGGAAAAAUUAGCCCAAGGAUCUCUUCAAACCAUUCCAGUACUAGUCCAAAAGCGAAUAUAGAGUUCUUCAGCAAUAAAAUCAGCGCUAAAGUGACAGCCAAACCUGAGCCUAAGAUUGCUAAAGAACUUUCACGAUUGUCUGAUAUUGAAGAAAAAUAUAUCAAAGAAACAUGUGAAGAUGUGCCCAUUGUAAAAGAGAAUGGAAACAAGGAUAAAGAUGAACCACCUAAGCCAAAAUCGGUCGAAAUAGGUCAUGCAAAAUUGAGUCCGAGCGCGUCGCCUAAGUUAGUUGUGGUCAAAUCUUCAAAAUCCAAAACUAACACAGAUACAAAGAAACACAAUGAAAACAUUUCUUGCCAGGCCAAAUCUACAAUUGAUAAAUUGAACGCAAUGGAAACAGAGUACUUACAAAAACAGCUCGUGGAAAAUAAGGCAAAGAAUGAAAAUAUGCUUAAUCGGGAUUUGGAGAUUGAGCAACAGGCAAACAUCAAGAAAGAAGACAAAGAGGAAAUUGCAGUGGACGAUAAAGAUAGAGAAUUAAACGACUCUCCAACAAAAUCUGAAGACAAUUUUGCAGAUGUUUCUAGCGACGGUUCUCCAAAAUCCGUAGCUAAUGAUAAAGUAGCGGAUGUCAACGUUAACGCAGAUAUUUUAGAAAAUACAGACGAAAUUUUAACUGAAAUGGACAUUAAAAAUGAUUCUGAGAAUUUAAUUCAACCAUGUGAUGAUUUAAAGAUGGAAAUCAGUACAGAGGGCAUUAUUAUUGUUACUGAAGACAAAGACGUUGUUAACAUUGAAAAUGUUAAUGAAACAGUAACAAUCCUAAAAGAAACGUCCAGUAAUUUACCUAUGGAUGCUAAAGUUCUUGCUGAAAAGCCAGAAAAGAAGGAAGCAAUUGCUAUACAAGUAAAAGAUGAGUCUAAUAAAGACACUAAAGAAAAUGUCCAUCCAAUGGAGAAAAAGGAUGAACCAAAACCUGAUGAAGAUUCAGUAGCAAAGAUAGAAGAUGUUUCACAUUCACCAACAAAAACAAAUGACGUAGAAAAAAACACCAGUAAAGAUCAGGAUACUAAGAAAUCUGACGUAAAACCUACAUCUAAACCUGCAUAUUCGCAAGCAGCAGCAAAACCUAAAGCAGUUUCUAAUACUAAAACUGAAGUUAAAACACCUGUACGACUCGCGCGAAGUUCCACAGUUGUUGAGAUACGCCCACCAGUGCCAAAAGUAAUUCGCCCAUUCCAAAAAAAAGUACAGACUAAUAAAUGCAGUUAUCCUUUUAACUUGACUACAGGAAGAACAAGCUUAUUCGAUACAACUCCUUCACCUAAUGCGAACCGAGGACAGGUGGUGCCAAGAAAAUCAACAGCUAGAAAUAUACACAUGGCUGCAGGAGACGCUAAAUUAGUCGCAAAUCGACCAAUCCUUAAAGCUAGACCACGGCCUACUGCCUUGAGAGUUAACGAAAAAGGUGAUAAGCGAGAAAAAGUCAGUACAUUCCUGGAAAAAGUUGGCCGCAAAAAUUCCGUACCAAAUUCAGAAAUGAAUAGAAUCGAAUCUAAUGAAAGCAUAAAAACUCUGGUACCAGAAGACUUGAAAGAUGACGGGCUGAAUUCUAUAGAAGCACUCAACGUUGAUAGUAAGAAUGAUAAUGAUGGUUGGCUGACGGUGAAAUCACGACGUGAAUCAAAGAAACAAUCCAAAACUUAUUGGGCUAAUAGAUUCAGACAACCAUCAGCAACUGCAAGCUUGCCAACAUUAAACAUGUUGGAAUCGCCUAAAGAAGAGACGAAAUCAAUCGUUGAACCUGAGAUAAACAAAACAGAUCGAGCGAAAUCUGAACAGCCUCAAAAGAUAGAUAAAGAUAAAGAAAAAGAAAAGAAAACGGACAAAACAGUUAAAGUUGCAGCUAAACCUAAAUCUGAAGGUAAACAGAGAGACCCAGCGAUGAGGCGUCAAAAAUCCGAUGUAACGGGCUUGAAAACUCGUGUAUCUAAAAACAAAGUUCUAACCAAAAAGGCUGAGAAAACUAAAGGCGUGCCAAAGGAAACUAAAAAUCGAUUACAUUCCUCAUUAGAAAGUUUAACUAUGGGGCUGAGUCGAUCGCAAGAGAGCAUUCACGAAGAAUUUGAUUUCGACAAAUGGAAGGCUGAAUUUAAAUCGACAUUCAACUUCCUGGACGACGACGAUCAGAUAUCUGAUCAUAACGAAAUAUUGAAAUCAGCUGAUCCCUCAGAGAUGUCGGAAAUUGCGGAAAUGACGUCACAAAUUGAGGAAAAUGAAAGGAAAAUCAGUCUAGCGCUGGAUUUCCAGUCGGAAGUCGAUCAACGGAAAUUGUGUGAAGAAGAAGAUUUAUUGAAUAGACAGAUAAUGGAGUUACAACAAGUUUCUGAUAUUGAAUUGGACACAGAAACGGAUGAUACUGAGACGGACGCAGAAAUACCUUUAGAAGAGCCAGCCCCCACUCCUGUACCAAUUUCAGAGAGCCUCGGUUCGUUAGCUGCUAGUCUAGAAGAUCAAUACGAAACUGCUUUAGCGGGCAUGUCCUGGGCAGAAAGAGUUGACACUCUGGUGGUUUUGGAAGCAUUGGUGGCUAGAGAUCCAGGAAGAGCACAGCAAUUACACGCAAAACUAUCGCAAGGUAUCAAACGACGCGGUAGCCUGCAAGAUGCAUUGCGCAGAUUGCAAGCAAAGCAGGCGCGCGCUGAAAGACAAAGAAUGGAGUUUCAAACGGAGAAAUCGAAGAGAAUUCACCAAUUGCUGGCUAGAGUUGAAGAAGUGAAAGUGGCCAAAAACCAACUCAUUGAAGAGAAGAAAUCAAGAAUGGAGAGGAGAUUGCAGAAGGCGGCCGAGAAUCGUGACCAACAUUUGAAGGACAUUGUCCGCAAAGCGCACGACGAAGAGGAGAAACUGCGUGAGAUUGCGUUUAUAAAGCAGCUGGAGGCAGAGAACAGGCGGCACGAGUUCUUGGAGCAGUGCCGCUCGCACACCACGCGCUUGCGGCAGAUGCGCCGCGACCGACUCGCCAAGUUGGAACAAAAAGCAGCCCGGGAAGCGGCCGUCGGCGCGCGACGUCAAGCGCUAGAAGCGGCUAGGAAGCUGCAAAUGGAGAAUCUUAUAGAGAAGAGAAAGGAGAGAGACGCGAGAUUGGAGGAGAUGAAGGAGCAGAAGAGACAGGAGAGAGAUGACGCGGCUAGAGAGAAGGCGGAAGCAGUAAAGUCCCGUCUCUCAGCGCUAGCAGAAGCCGCUGAAUUAGAAGCGGACAUGUUGCGUUCACGAAUACGAGACAAGCAGGACGCAAGUCUGUUGCGGCACUCGUCGCACUUGCAGGCGAUACGCGAGAAGGCAACGGGGCCGAGACAACCGACUACAUCCGAAAGCCAAGAAAAAGAAAUGGCAGAAGAAUUAGAGAGAGAAGAACUGGAGAAAAAGGAAAAGGAGAAACAAAAGGCUAUCAAAAAGAAAGCUAGGAAAAUGAAACAAAAACUAUUGUCCAGUGCUUCAAAGAAAACUGUAUUCGAUAAUCAUAUACCAAUUCACAUCGAAAAGAUGCCCACGCCGUUCAUGAUUAAAACCAAUAAACUAGUCGGUCAAUUGAAUAACGUACUACAAACAUUGAAAAAGACAACUAAAAACAUUGAAAAUGAUAAUAAAAAGAAACCGAAGAAAAAUCACGAGAAAAAUGUUGAAAGCGAUGAAAAUGAUGAAAAUUGUAAUAAUAAGAAGAAACCAAAGCCAAAUAAUGUAAAAGCAGACAGUUGUGAAAAAGAAAUUGUUCAAAACGGUGAUAUUAAUGAAGUAAUUGCAAAUACUAACACUACAGAAGUACCAAAUGGUCUCGAUGAUGCAAAUACAGCUAAUAAUAAUAACAAUGAGGAACCCCCCAACGGACAUGUAAAAGGCAAGAAGAAAAAAGGCAAAAACAAUGAAACAGAAGAAAAACUACCAAAUGGCUGUGAAGCAUCGUGCAGUAAAAAGAAGAAGAAUGUUAAAAGAGACGUAGAUACGGAAUCUUCUAGUAGCAGAAAGAAGAAAAAGAAGAAUAAAGAUAUAUUGACUGAAUUGGAUAUAGAUUUUGAUGAAGAUAAUAAAAAACGUAGGAAACGCAACAGGAACCAUGAUCUCGCUAAUUUGUUAAGUGAUAUAAACAAAUAUAAAGGCAGAAAGGACAUUAAUAUGGGUAUAGAUGCGCAUUUAGUUGAGAAGUUGUUGAACGAAUUGAAUAGGAGCGUUGAGAAAUUGGAAUCGGAUUGUUCCGAAAGUGCUGCGCUACAGAGAUACGCCGCAGUGAAAGUGACGUACGAGUUGCUCGGACUCAUUGCCGAAAGAGAGGAUAUAGCGGCCAUCUUGUCUACCAAAUGCGUCAUAGUCGGCGUCACACUACUAUCACGCACGCUGACGUCAUGCCCCGUGCUCGGCUCGCAGCUCGCGCCCACCGACAUGUGCGUGCAUCUCAUAACGCUGUUGGCUGAUUUACUGGAAAAGGACCUGAAAUCGGACCCGAAACUGAUGGAGCUAGCGAAACAGAUAGCCGACUGUCUAUCUGUUUCUUUCGACGCAGUGUUAUGCACUUCUCGAAUAUUCGACGAGACGCCCAGCAACGACCCAGAAGAUGCCGAGUGCUUGAACAUGUUCCGUAUACGAACGCACCAGUUUAUCACUUACCUCUGUUUGAGCGGUUGUCUCGAACGCGCGGAGAAGGCGGGCGAAGCGAGAGAGAGCAUUCAAACCUUGCUGACUGUCUGCGCUGAUUUGUGUCAUCCAUGUGCUGUUGAUACUGGCAAAGAGCGCUUGGUCGCGCGGCAGGCGCUCAAGGCGGCGCUCGGCACGGGCGUGUGCGGCUCGCGCGCCGAGUUCUGCGUGCUGUUCGCGGAGGGCGCGUCGCUCGCGAGCUGCGGCGGGUUCGUGCGGGCCGCUCGAACCGCGCACCUGUUGAGAGUGCUCGCUGAGAUGGACCACUCUAUUGUACAGGAGGCGUUUGGUGAAGGCGGUUGGCCGAUCGAGUUUCGCGCGGCGGUCGCGCGGCUGCUGUCUCAGCAUGCGCCCAACGAUAAAGAGGCGCCUAGGAAGAAUACUUUGCGUCUAAGCAAUGAACGAUUGGACCAGAGCCUCUCUGAGACUAUGGUCCUGGACCUUAUUGUGCUCGUUGGCUUUGUUGUGGUCAACAAUCCACAACUACAGGAGGCAAUAUGCGAAGGUUGGAGUGUGGUCAAGACACUGUGCACUUUACCAGCAAAUUGGCUGGUGUCAAAAUCUCGCAGUCACGCGUUAUUGCCAACUUUGAUUGCUCUCUCUGAGUACCCGGCGUGUGCUGCGGCUAUAGCUUCCGAGCUUAGUGUUACGAUGCUUGAAGAAUUCCUCGAGAAUCCAGAAGCUCAAUAUUUGAAACUCGUGCAAGUAAUAAAACAAGGAAGAGCUAAGAAACCUGGUAAGAAGUAAAACUAACGAAAACAUAUAAUUUCGAUUAAAGACAAUGUUUUGAACAUCUAAAACAUUAUAAUGAUGAAAAUGUAAAACUACUUCAUUGAUGCUGUGGUUUUGAUGAUAUUUAUGUUUUUAAAGUAUAAAACGAGAGGCUUAUUAUUUUUGAUGAAAAUAAACAUCACCUUUUUAUUUUUAAUGAUCUAUCAAAUACAAGAUGAAUUCAGAAAGCCACAGUCGAUAAUGAAUGUAAAACUUAAACUAGACGAAGUAUAUGAAUGUAUUGAAAAUGAUGAUACAAUACCAAUGUUACAAAAUAUAAGAGAGAAAAUAAAUCCAGAUUAUUGAGACAAGAAAAUAACUGAAGAGAUUGAAGAAAAAACUAUGAAAUAUUAUAUUGAUGUCUUAAUGGCUAUACUAAUAGUUUGGAGUUUCAGAUAAACAGUAUUUGAUAUAUAUGGUCUUACCAUAAAACAAUUUAAACAUAGUCUAAUUUUAAACCAGGGAUCUGUCACUUUAAUAGUUGUCUAUGUGCAAUACGACAAAACCAGAUUAAAGAGAACCCGCGUUUAAAGUUAAACCCUGUCUAAAGUUUGUGGUAAGACAGAUAAUGUUCAAAUUAUUAACUUUUAGAUCUAAUUGUAUCUUUUUAGUUGACAAUAACGCGUAUUCUGAUAUCUUCAAAGUAAGAUGCAGUUAAAGGAAAUCAAAUAAGUUCCUUGAUAAAAUUCUUACUUCGAUAAUUUGCAUACAUAAACAAUUAUAUGUUUUUAAUAGACAUUUUUAAUG
This is a messenger RNA of Colias croceus (clouded yellow), 6993 nucleotides long. It is a transcript of the gene ssp3, whose product is annotated as 227 kDa spindle- and centromere-associated protein. The coding region runs from base 208 to 6222 and encodes 2004 amino acids. The transcript is spliced from 21 exons. Lineage: Eukaryota; Metazoa; Arthropoda; Insecta; Lepidoptera; Pieridae. The record is from RefSeq and is a predicted model, not a curated record.